AGGCACACAGGAAACAAAGUGCAGGAAGACAAGUCAGUUUCAUUUGCAAAGGUUGAGUGUUGCAAUAUUUUCCUCACUGCAUGCUAGUGAACAAAGUGAAGGAGAAGAUGUCCAGGCAGGGACCCCUCUCCCUGCUCACCUGGAUGGGAGCCAUGGCUGUCUCUUCAAUGGCUUUCAACAUUGAUGAAGCAAACCCCAAAAUCUACAAGGGGGAGGAAAAGGAUUUCUUUGGUUACAAAGUCCUGCAAUUCAUAUCUGGCCAAGACAAAGGGGUAAUGGUCAGUGCUCCAUAUCAGAAGAACAGAUCUGGUGGAAUCUGUAGAUGUGCUCUAGACAGAACAGACUGUACAGACUGUUACACUCCUCAAGAAACUGACACAAUCAAGUACAUUGGACUGUCUAUGGCUGGACAAUCUACUUCUCCUCCAACAUUCACUGCCUGCAGCCCUGGUCUGGCACACGAGUGUGAUGGGAACUCCUAUCUGAACAGUAUCUGUUAUCAGUUCAACAGCCAGCUCCAGAUCACCUCGAACUUCACACCUGCCUUCCAAGAAUGUACUAAGAAAAUAGUGGACCUCGUUUUCCUCUUUGACGGAUCAGGAAGCAUGACAAUGGAGGAAUUUGAUAAGAACAAAGGUUUCAUAGACAAUAUAAUGACAACCCUAAAAAACUCCUCAAUCAAGUUUGCAGCAGUUCAGUUCUCAUCAACAGCCAGGACAGUUUUCAACUUCAAUGACUACAAAGAGGGGAGAGCCUUGACUAAUCUUUGGAAAGAAAAGCACAUGUCUAGUCUAACCAACACACAUCAGGCGAUAGACUUUCUUUUGAAAAACAUUUUUGAAAACCAAGCCGCCGGCGCCACCGCAGAUGCAACUAAAGUACUGGUCAUAAUAACAGAUGGAGAUCCCAGUGAUACUGAUAAAAGGUUUAACUCUAUCAACAGAAGUGAUGACAAAAACAUCAUCCGUUUCGUUAUUGGGGUCAAGAAUGUCGAUUUGACGAAACUAAAGUCACUAGCAUCAGAGCCAAAAGAGAACAACACUUUCCUCAUCCAGGACUACAACGGACUAAAAGGAAUCCUAGACAACUUACAAAAAAAGAUCUUCAACAUUGAAGGUUCCAAGACUGCUCUGGCUGGAAACUUGACGAAAGAGAUGUCUCAGAGUGGGUUCAGUGCUGUCUACGUUAAUAAGGAUACCUUGGUUCUGGGCUCAGUGGGGUCAAACAACUGGCGUGGAUCUCUCUUUGAGACUGAGGGUCUGAGAUCCGAGGAAAGGGAAAUUCAGGACCCCACUUUGGACAAAGACUCCUAUAUGGGAUACUCUGUAGCUGUUGGGAAGAUGAACGAGAACCUUCUAUAUUUUACCGGAGCACCAAGAUCUGAACACAUGGGACAGAUCCUACUUUUCAACAAGGUUAACAACAACUGGACUGUGGCACAAAGAUUGUCUGGAGAACAGAUGGGCUCCUACUUUGGGGCAGAGCUGUGUUCUGUGGACAUAGACUCAGACGGCAACACAGACUUCCUCCUGGUCGGUGCACCAAUGUUUCACCAACCACCGAGAGAGGGCAGGAUCUACGUCUACAUUCUAACUGAUAAGCUGGAACUGAGGAUGGAGAUGAAUGUUUCAGUGCUGGUUCAGGGUAGAUUCGGCUCCUCCAUCUCCUCUCUCACAGACCUGAAUGGAGAUGAGCUGAAGGAUGUAGCUGUGGGCGCUCCACUUGAGGACGAUCACAGGGGGGCCGUGUACAUCUACCUGGGUGAAAAGCUAAAGGGGAUCCGCCCUGAAUUCAGCCAGCACAUCUCAGCUGCGAGGAUGAGAUCUAAGCUCCAGUUCUUUGGCCAGACGAUUGAUGGGAAGAUGGACCUGGGUGAGGAUGGACUGACUGAUAUCGUAGUAGGAACGCGUGGCGCAGUUGUCGUCUUGAGGUCCCGACCGGUCCUCAGCAUCUCUGCUCAUCUCCACUUCCAUCCCUCAGAGAUCAGCACUGAUAACUUUGACUGUCUGGCAAAAGAGACCAUUUCCCCUGUGGUGACUCUGACAGCCUGCUUUAACAUGGCAGAGGCAACAAAGAGUAAAGCUGUGGUGCUGAGUGCAGGGAUGAACGUCUCCUACACGCUGGAUGUGGAUCCAGUGAGACAGAGGAGCCGGGCCUUUUACAAUGACACGAACAAAGGGGCCAGAAGUCUUCUCUCUACUGUGGAGCUGAGAAAGGAGCGGACCUGCUUCAACCACUCAGUCUACAUGACACAAUGCGUAAUUGACACAUUAUCGCCCAUAAUCAUCCAACUUACAUUUUUUCAAUCUGAAAGCCAACAAGAGGGUUGUACUGCCAUUCUGAAUACUGACAGUCCUACAAAGGCUGUGGUUGAGGUGCCCUUUGAAAAGAACUGCAAAGAAAAUGAAACCUGUUUGGCAGAGCUUGAGGUGGACUUCAACUUCAUCACAUCAACUUUAUUAGUGGUGGACCAAAGUUACUUUAAUGUGACUAUAAGACUGUCCAAUCACGGGGAUGACUCCUAUAACACCAGUCUAACCCUCCUCUACCCUCCUGGCCUCUCAUUCUCCAUGAUGCAUCUUCUGAAGUCCACAAGGAGAACGGUGUUCAGCUGUGGUGGUCUGGAAGAUGAAAUGGACAUAACUACAUGCAGUGUCAGCCUCCCUGUCUACCGUAGUAAAACUACCGCUGUGUUCACCAGUAAAUUCCAUAUUUUGAAUACAUACGACUGGAAGGACACAAUGGAGAUGACCGUCAUCGGACUGAGCGACAAUGGAAACUCAACCAAUAGUUCCCUAACCCGGACCAUCCCUGUUCAAUUUGCAGUUGACCUGGUAGCAAAAGCCCUUCCCCAAGACUCCACCACUUACAUGAACUUUACUCAGGAGGACACAUCACCUAAAAGACUGGUGAAUGUAUAUGAGGUGCAGAACUUGGGAUUUAAGUCUGUACCCAUCACAGUCACCUUCACUUUCCCAACUAAGCUUGAGCACAGAUUUGAACUGAAGGACUACAAAAUAUCUGUCUUACAGAACCACACUCAAUGUGGAAAGGUUAUCAAUUCAACAACAGAGUACUGCUCUCCAGAAAAAUACUGCAAAUCCAUCGAGUGUGAAAGUUUCCUUUUGGAGAAGUUUUUGACAGUUACAUUUGUGCUGUCUGGAAAUGUUUCCUUCAAGGACCUCGAUCAACAUGCAAAGAGCUUGUCAUUGCCAAAGAAAUUCACUGGGGACAGAGAAACAGUCAACUUCAUCAGUUUAGUCAAACUCAGCUAUGACAAAAAACGAUAUGCCCAGACAGCGAGUGACCCAGGGGACAACUCUACAAGCUUCCACCAAACACAGAUUGAUGUCCAGGCUGAGAUCAUCAUUCAUCCACAAAGAGAUCUGAUACUAGGGACAGGAGUUGGAGUAGGACUCUUUCUCCUGAUCAUCAUCACAAUGGCCAUGUAUAUGCUGGGAUGUUUCAAGAGAAAAAGGCUUGUUGAUAAUGCACAGGAAGAUGAGAAUGAAGGGGAACAGAGGGAGCAAGAUGACGCUGUUCAGCCUAUAACAGAGAAAAAGCUAGAGCCUGAGAGUGAGCCUGAGAGUGGAGCAGUGGAGUCAAAUUCUCUCCUUGACGACAGUCAAACAGAAAACAAUGGCUUCCCCACUUGUGAGGCGGUAGGGGAGGGACCAAAAGAAGAACAGGAUGUGUCAGUCAGAAGCAGGCUGAUGGAGUAGAGAAACUCUUGACGCCACUUCCAUAUGCAAGGGACUAUUUCAUAGCAGGUUAGGAGAACUUACGCAGCAGGUUAAGAUAAUUGACGUAGCAGGUUAGAGAAAGGAGUAGAGGUCCAAGCAACAAAAAAAACUCAGAGAAUAAUUGUUAGAUUAAUAUAGUCUGUCCUGACCACAGAACCACGCAUAUCACUCAAUAUGUGAUUAAGUCUGAAAUACAUUUUUUUUUAAAUACAUUACCGUUCAAAAGUUUGGGGUCACUUAGAAAUGUCCUAGUUUUGAAAGAAAAGCACAUUUUUUGUCCAUUAAAAUAACAUCAAAUUGACCAGAAAUUCAGUGUAGACAUUGUUAAUGUUGUAAAUUACUAUUGUAGCUGGAAACAACAGAUUGUUUAUGGAAUAUCUACAUAGGUGUACAGAGGCCCAUUAUCAGCAACCGUCAGCCCUGUGUUCCAAUGGCACGUUUGUGUUAGCUAAUCCAAGUUUGUCAUUUUAAAAGGCUAAUUUAUCAUUAGAAAACCAUUUUGUAAUUAUGUUAGAACAGCUGAAAACUGUUGUGCUAAUUAAAGAAGCAUUAAAACUGGCCUUCUUUAGAGGAGUUGAGUAUCUGGAGCAUCAGCAUUUGUGAGUUCGAUUACAGGCUCAAAAUGGCCAGAAACAAAUAACUUUCUUCUGAAACUCGUCAGUCUAUUCUUGUUCUGAGAAAUUAAGGCUAUUCCAUAUGAGAAAUUGCCAAGAAACUGAAGAUCUCGUACAUCGCUGUGUAGUACUCCCUUCACAGAAAAGCGCAAACAGUCUCUAACCAGAAUAUUAAGAGGAGUGGGAGGCCCUAGUGCACAACUGAGCAAGAGGACAAGUACAUUAGAGUGUCUAGUUUGAGAAACAGAAGUCCUCAACUGGCAGCUUCAUUGAAUUGUACCUGCAAAACACCAGUCUCAACGUCAACAGUGAAGAGGCGAGUCCGGGAUGCUGGCCUUCAAAAACAAGGACAUUUCUAAGUGACCCCAAACUUUGAACGGUAGUGUAGAUGUUUCAUGGACAUUGAUGUUUGAUAAAACGUGACCAAAGUGAUUCAGUAUUAUACAUAUUAUAUACUUUUUCAAUGUUUAUGUCAAAGUAAAAAAUAAUUUAUCUUUGUAUUAUUGCUGUAAUGUCAUUAUUUAAAGUGCUAUGUUCUUACUAGAGAAAUGUACAUUGGCAAAGAGCUUUAUUGUUUCAUGCAUUUCACAUUAUUCUGUAAGAUGUGCACUAUAUUUACAAAAGUAUAUGCACACCCCUUCAAAUGAGUGGAUUCGGCUAUUUCAGUCACACCCGGUGCUGACAGGUGUAUAAAAUCAAACCCACCGCCAUGCAAUCUCCAUAGACAUACAUUGGCAGUAGAAUGGCAUAACCGGAGAGCUCAGUAAUGCAUACCCAUAACAUGAUGCAGCCACCACCAUUGCUUGAAAAUAUUACAAGUGGUAGUCAGUGAUGUGUUGUUGGAUUUUUUGCAGUAUUACUUAUCUGCAUUAUAUUUCAAACAGGAUGCAUGUUUUGAUUUUUGUUUUUCUGUACAGGCUUCCUUAUUUUCACUUAUUUAGGUUAGUAAAUGACUUAAAUGUAAAUGUAAAUGUAUUGUGGAGUAACUAAAAUAUUGUUGAUCCAUCCUCAAUUCCCUCAUAUCACAACCAUUAAUAAUUAAACUGUAACUGUUUUAAAAUCAC
This is a messenger RNA of Oncorhynchus keta (chum salmon), 5421 nucleotides long. Its product is annotated as integrin alpha-L-like. Gene Ontology annotation, cellular component: integrin complex; external side of plasma membrane. Lineage: Eukaryota; Metazoa; Chordata; Actinopteri; Salmoniformes; Salmonidae. Gene Ontology annotation, molecular function: integrin binding. The transcript has 31 exons. Gene Ontology annotation, biological process: cell adhesion mediated by integrin; cell-cell adhesion; cell-matrix adhesion. The record is from RefSeq and is a predicted model, not a curated record. Bases 81 to 3722 code for a protein of 1213 amino acids.